Molecule: messenger RNA, 1920 nt
Organism: Rhipicephalus microplus (southern cattle tick)
Lineage: Eukaryota; Metazoa; Arthropoda; Arachnida; Ixodida; Ixodidae
Source: RefSeq, a predicted model, not a curated record
AUGUCUGGCUUGCGGUUUAAGCUUACCAAGAAGUCGUUGUUUUAUCUCUGCGUGUACGUCGUAUUCUGUUGGAUUUUUUUCCACGCCGAAGUGGCCCUGCUGACGCCCAUGUUCAGUGAGUCGCAAUUGUUUUUUAAUAAAUAUCUGCUACGCAUUCCGGGUUGUUCGCUUCCGCUCUACGACUCGUACCACUGGACCCUCGGCCUGUCGCUGUCCGAAGACGUGCCGUACGAACGGUCGUGCUCGGGCCAAGAGCCUGAUAUUCUUGCCCAGCACUUCGGUCGGAUCGUCAUGAACGCCAGUGCGCUUCGACGCCUUUACAACGUGUCCGAGCUGGACACUAAGUGUUACUACCGCGAAGUAUUUCGAAACGAAAGUGCUCCGGGGCCCGACAACGCGCCAGUGCUCGGACCACAUGUGCCAUUGAAACUAGGGGAUAGGCUUAACGCUGAAUACGUGCAAGUGAUGUGCGAGGCACACGAUAAACCUCUCUUCAAGGAGUACUUUCUUCUGCCACUGUCAAAGCCCCUUGCCACAGUUAAUAGCGACGCGAACGAAGAAAAGCCAGCACGGAACGAAAAGCCGAUAAGCGUUUUGAUUCUCGGGAUUGACUCGACGUCCAGGAUGAACUUCCAUCGUCACAUGGUCAAGACGGGCAGAUAUCUUGAGGCAGAACUGAAUGCGUUCGAGUUUAUCGCUCUCAACAAGGUGGAUGACAACUCCUUUCCUAAUCUUAUACCUCUUCUUACGGGAAUGUCCGGCUCCGAAGCAGAAAGUGUGUACAGACGAUAUGGAAAAUUCGAUCAACUCCCGCUUAUUUGGAAGGAAUACAAGCUGCGUGGUUAUACGACGCUGUACAUGGAAGAAUGGCCGUUCGCAGGAAUUUUCGUUUACCCAACUUUUGUCGGUCUUAUGAAAGUGCCUACCGAUUACUACCCAACUUCUAUCCUUCGAAUGAUGGACGAUGGAGACUUGCAAAAAAUGGAGUGCAUGGGUGCUCGGUUGAAGACGAAAGUACUGGUUAAUUACUUAGCUGACAUACUGAAGCUCAAUCACGAGAGGCCAAUGUUCUCGUUCGUCUGGCUCUCGUACGUCACUCACAAUAACGUGAAUGGGCUGCAGCUCUUGGAUGAUACGCUGGAGCGUUUUCUCAGAGAAUCGGCAACUUACGGCGUUUUGAAAAACACCGCUCUGCUGUUCAUGAGCGACCACGGCAUGCGCAUGGGCCGCAUGAGCGCGACUGAGAUCGGUCGCUAUGAAAACAAGAACCCGUUCUGUUUCCUGGCGCUACCGAAACGCUUUCUGGCUGAUAACCCGAUGGUCGCUGCCCAUCUAGAAGUGAAUCAGCGUCGCCUAAUCACCAAUUACGACCUGCACGCCACGCUGAUUUCCCUCUCCGAAUGGCCCAAGUUUGGCACCAACUCGACGGACAAGGGUUUGAGUCUGUUUGGCCCCAUCCCACCGGAGAGGACGUGCGCGGACGCUUUCAUACCACGCCACUUUUGCGCGUGUCUUGACGAUAGCCGGAGUGUUAACGAUCCCAAGGUUUCGUUAAAUUUCGCAUGGCACGCUGUGGAUUACAUCAACGCUUUGGCCAAGGUACACUUCGGGGAAAGCUGCGUUGUCUGGAAGCUUGGUACAGUAGACCGCGCCUGGAUGCUCGCAGGCUUCGCGGAUGAUGCGGUGCAGCUCCGAGUGCAGAUUACCACCGUGCCAAAUGCGGUCUUCGAAGUGUACGGCACGCUUGGGAACCUUUCCUCAUCAGUGAAGAGCGUGGACUUGGUACUGAGGUUGGACAAGUACGCUAACCAAACCACUUGCCUGCCCAGGAGCAAGUGGCAGAAGGUUUGUAUGUGCAAGUCGUAUUUGCUGACCUCGACGACGCGGGAAACGUUUCCAUUUGGCCUCGGAUUGUGGUAG